AUGUUAAAAUCAUCUGUUUUAUGGAUAGGUGCAGCAGGGGCAGAUCGAUGGUCUACUGCUGGCAUUACGAUUGUCAAUUCAACAUAUGUUACAUCGGUUAAUGGCCUCUUUAUUGAUCCCGGCGACACAUUGUAUUUCGUAGAUGAAACAGCAAAUGCUGUGGUAUGGAAGUUAGACAAAGGCAGUACCGUUCCAGUCAUUAUUGCAGGAGUAAAAGCUGUUACCGGUUCGACUGCUGGUCUAUUCUCUAAUCCACAAGCUGUCUAUGUCGAUUCAAAACAAAAUAUGUAUGUAUCUGAUUUGAUGAAUCACAGAAUACAAAAGUUCAUCAAUGGCUCAACUGUUGGAACCACUGUCGCUGGUAUAACUUCAACACCUGGUUCUCAGCUAAAUCAGUUACGUGGUCCACGGUAUUUGUGGGUGGAUCCGAAUGAAGAAUACAUAUACAUUGCUGAAAGUGAUAAUAGCCGUGUUAUGCGUCAUAGGACAAAUUCCACAUCAGGUACUGAUGGCGUUCUUAUUGCAGGUGGAAAUGGUCAAGGUAAUGCAAUCACACAACUCAGUUAUCCGUACGGUAUUUAUUAUGCUCCGAAUAUAAGCAAUUAUUUGUACAUCACAAAUAUUGCUAAUAGUUGUGUUAUGAAAUGGGCAAUCAAUGCAACAUCAGGAACUUUCGUAGCAGGUGUACCAGGCACAUCAGGAUCAAAUGCUACACUUCUUAAUACACCAGUGGGUAUUAAAAUAGAUGCUUUUAUGAAUAUGUUUGUUGUCGACAAUCAAAAUCAUCGCGUACAAAUGUUUUGUAACAAUAGCCAGAUUGGCAUAACAGUUGCUGGUAAUGGUGUGGCAGAAGAUGAUGGAAUUCAAUAUAUUGAACAUUCGCCUUCUGGAUCAAUUCAAGUGGGUUUUGGAGGAUAUUUUGAUAAUGAUGCCAUCAUCAAUCAAUUUACUCGUUUGUUCAAAAUGUUACCAUUUAAACAAGCUUAUGCAAAUCAUAAGUUUCAUGUUAUUGUGGAUAAUGUUCGUACUCACAGUGCUAAACACUAUUCGGUUGAAGAUUUUGGAAUGAAACCUGGUACGCGUUGUAAAACUGAUAAAAUAUUCUACAGAGAUGAAGAUGGUAAAAAAACAAUCUAUCGACUGCUUUUUUUGCAACUGGUAGCAACAAAGGACAAUCAAAAGGCCUACUCAUCUUGGCAAAAGAACUUGAUUUCAAAAUUAGAGAUGGUUGCUAAUGACUAUGGUGUAGCAGUUAGUUUCUCGCCGAAGUUUCAUUGCGAGUUAAAUCCUAUAGAAGGAUUAUGGGCAUACCAAAAACAAUUCGUUCGAAGUCGAACAGACCAAACAUUCCCCACCAUGCUCAAAUUAAUUCAAAAAUCAAGAAUAAAUUUCAUUGAGAAGAACGUUUCUUUGAAAUUAAUCAGAAGAUUUUGGCGUACUUUAGUUGCUUACAAACGCGGUGAUUCUUAUGAAGAUGUGCUCAAGAUGUAUUCCAGUUCAAUGUGCACAGCUAACGUCAUUUCACAUCGUCAAAUUACUAAUUCCAACUUGGACAACUGA
Molecule: messenger RNA, 1560 nt
Organism: Adineta ricciae
Lineage: Eukaryota; Metazoa; Rotifera; Eurotatoria; Adinetida; Adinetidae
Source: the annotation of a GenBank genome assembly